Molecule: messenger RNA, 1660 nt
Organism: Dioscorea cayenensis subsp. rotundata (Guinea yam)
Lineage: Eukaryota; Viridiplantae; Streptophyta; Magnoliopsida; Dioscoreales; Dioscoreaceae
Product: transcription factor bHLH78-like
Biological process (GO): regulation of DNA-templated transcription
Cellular component (GO): nucleus
Molecular function (GO): DNA-binding transcription factor activity; protein dimerization activity
Source: RefSeq, a predicted model, not a curated record
CUUUCCCUUCACUCCUUCCCUUUUCCUACUCUCUCAAAACCUCUCACCUUUUCACUUUCCAUAUUCCCUUCUUUUCUUCUUCUUCUUCUCUUCUUCUUCUUCUUCUUCUUCUUCUUCUUCUUUUUUCUUGUUCUUCAAUGGAGAAAGAUACUUUCUUUUCCAUCUCAAACAAGUUAGAAUUCUCAUUACCACCUUCUUCUUCUGCAUCAUCCCCAAUGAACCACCACCACCAUCAACAACAACAACAACAACAACAACAACAACACCAACACUUGCCGGAGUUCCUCCACGUCAACUGGACCCAUUCAGGUGACCAAAGUGCUACAAAUGGUCACUUUGAAUCAGCACUCAGUUCACUUGUUUCUUCUCCUACUGCCCCACCGGUGGCCGGAGAGAGUGUUGUCAUUCGUGAGCUCAUCGGAAGACUUGGCAGUAUUUGUAGCUCCGGCGAGAUCUCUCCUCCUUCCUCUCAUUUCACUGGUAAUCACAGUGCCGCCAAUUCUUGUUAUAGUACUCCUCUUAGUUCUCCUCCAAAACUCAACCUUUCAAUGAUGGCCGGCAACUUGAUUCCUCCGGCGAGCUUGCCAGCCUUCUCCGGUACCCUGGGAUUCGCCGAGAGGGCUGCGAGGUACUCUUGUUUUAGUGGGAAGAGUAACUAUAACCAGUUUUCAAGAGUUUCUCUGAGUAGCAAAUCUUUGAAAGCUAUGGAUUCAAUGCUUGAAGGUUCUCAAAUGGCCGGAAAAGUUUCCAGCCCUCCAACACCGAUGGAGACUGAAUUUAAGACUGCUCAAGAGGUUUCUUCGAUCUCCGGCGAGAGCAAUUCAAGAAAAAGAAAGUCAGUGAUGAAAGGCAAAGCUAAAGUGACCACCACCACCACCACCACCUCCAUUGUUAAUGUUUCCAAGGGUGGAGAGGAAGAUGAGAAUGUGAAUGUGAAGAGAUGGAAGUCAGCAGAGGAUGGAAAGCCGAAAGCCGAAGAGAAUAAUUCCGGUGAGGUUUCUGGUCAAAAACAAGGGAAAGAUAGCAAUGCGAAGCCGCCGGAGCCACCCAAAGAUUAUAUUCAUGUCAGGGCAAGAAGAGGGCAAGCUACUGAUAGUCAUAGUCUUGCAGAAAGAGUUCGAAGAGAGAAAAUCAGUAAAAGAAUGAAGUUCUUGCAAGAUCUUGUUCCUGGUUGCAAUAAGGUGACUGGAAAAGCAGUAAUGCUUGAUGAAAUCAUAAAUUAUGUGCAGUCACUGCAGAGGCAAGUUGAGUUCCUUUCUAUGAAAUUGGCUACAGUCAAUCCCAGGCUUGAAUUCAAUAUGGAAAAUUUCAUAGCCAAAGAUACACAUUCUUUGGUUCAUCCAUUAGAAAGCGGCGGCGGCAGCGUCGGCAUUUUCGUAUUCUUAUCAACCACAACAAGGAACUACUCUUGAAGCAUUAACAAUGCAAAUGCAACCACAGGAUGGAUUUGCCGAUAUUCCUCCUCAGCUGGGGAAUUUCUGGGAAGAUGAUCUGCAAAGUGUUGUUCAGAGUUUCAACAACGGAUCAUUGGCAACAUCUCACAUGAAAAUCGAGCUUUGAUGGAUGGAGAAAGCCGUUGUACAUAAACCGAUAAGUUGGUUCGAAAAAGAAGCUUUGAACUAACAACUCAAUUCUUGGCAACAACUACUCAAAAAAAAAA